Symbiodinium pilosum is the source of this 714-nucleotide messenger RNA. The record is from the annotation of a GenBank genome assembly. Lineage: Eukaryota; Dinophyceae; Suessiales; Symbiodiniaceae.
AUGCACGAUGUGGAUGAUUACGAAAGCACCAAGCUCACCCCGAACGCCGACUCGCGUUUCCAAUCGUUCGAAGAUUUGAAUGGCGCCUUGGGCAGCUUGGGCCAUAACAUGAAGACCAGCAAGAAACAGCCACCGGCAUCAUCGCGCAAGAUACAGGGCGUCAUCAUCAACACGGACGCCCAACGCAUCACACUCACACCGUGCCCACAACGCGUACGACGAUGGCUGAGCAAUUUCCUCACCGGACGGCUGUUCGGCAAAGUAGGCCGCGCACCCUUGAAAGCCAUAUUCGCCAUGGCUCACAGCAAUAGAUCCCAACUGGACAAACCCACCAGAUUAGCCUUUUAUGCGCUCCUCAACAUCAUCCAACACUGCAAACCCAUUGCAACUACCACUACUCACUACAGAUUACACAGUCGUAUUUUGCCAUCAUAUACACCGACGCAUACUACAUGGCAGACCAUGUCCGACUUCGUCCAGGUGAUGACGUGCCCGAGAACUAGACUACACCAUAGUGGAGAAUGGCUGGGGUGUAGUAAUUUUCCCAACGGGGGAGACAGCUGGGCUUGGUAUUUUCAAGGACGGCUCCCCCAGCAGAUCCUUCAACAGUUCAGCUCCACCACAGCCUUCAUAUACCUGCUGGAGGCCUGGGUCGCCAUUAUCGCCCCUUUGAUUUGCGAACCUCUCUUGGGCAACUUCCACAUCCAGUGCUGA